This is a messenger RNA of Balaenoptera acutorostrata (minke whale), 666 nucleotides long. Its product is annotated as keratin-associated protein 26-1-like. The transcript is spliced from 2 exons. Gene Ontology annotation, molecular function: structural molecule activity. Lineage: Eukaryota; Metazoa; Chordata; Mammalia; Artiodactyla; Balaenopteridae. The annotation marks the transcript as partial. Gene Ontology annotation, cellular component: keratin filament. The record is from RefSeq and is a predicted model, not a curated record.
UGUCACAACUACUGCUCUGGAAACUACAGCUUGGGAUCCCUCAGAAAUGCCCGUCAUGUUCCUCCUCCCUCCUCCAUUGCCCUCUGCUCUACGAAUGUGAGAGGUGGGGAUGUUCUCUGCUUGCCCAGCAGCUGUCAAGACCAUACCUGGCUCCUGAACAACGGCCAAGAGACCUGCAGUGAACCUACCAGCUGCCAGCCGGCCAACUGUGAGACUAGCAACAGUGAAACUUCCAGCUGCCCUUCCUCUGGUUGCUAUGUGCCCAGACCCUGCCAAGGCACCCGUUUUCUUCCUGCUUCUUCUUACAUCUCUGGAUCCUGCUUCCCAGUAUGCUAUAGACCUCUGAGCUAUGUGUCUAGCAGCUUCCAACCCCUAAGCCUCCUCACUUAUGGAUGCCGCCCCUUGGGUUACUUGCCUGGUGGUCUUCAUCCCCACAGCAUUACCCACUAUUCUGCACAUUUGCUUCAUGUCUCCAAUUACUCCAUAUCUGCCCUCAUUUCAUAUCAUCUUCUUGUUCACCCUACCCUUUCUCUCCUUUGGGAUAAUUCUUUUGGCAUUGUGUCCAGCAGCCUCAGACCUCUGUGUCCUCUCUUCAGUGGAUGCCAGCCUCUGACACAUGUGUUUAGUACUUGCCAUCCAUCUUGCUCUGCCUGGGGAGGCCUGUAA